Messenger RNA from Uranotaenia lowii, 1164 nucleotides. RefSeq names its product protein midgut expression 1-like. NCBI's taxonomy places the organism in Eukaryota, Metazoa, Arthropoda, Insecta, Diptera, Culicidae. The record is from RefSeq and is a predicted model, not a curated record. The transcript has 3 exons. Bases 24 to 305 code for a protein of 93 amino acids.
GAAGAAGUCCAAAUUUGACAGACAUGUGUUGUGUCCUCAAAGGUGCUUUGAAUGUUACCUGGGAUGUUUUCAAAUGUUGCUGUGACUGUACCAAGAAAGUCGUCUGCUGUUGCUGUUCGUGCGCAUUGCAAACGUGUUGCUGCAUUAUUUUCGUUGCCCUGAUAAUUGCUUUGGCAAUCGGGCUGGGAGUUUACUUUGGCAUAUUCCACAAUGCUGAAAGCGAUACGACAACUACAACAGUGGCCCGGAGCAAGCUGAUUACGACAUUGAUGCCGGAUUUAGACGACUCAGCAUACAUAAAUUAACUAACAAUCUUAGUGUAAAGAUUUAAGAUUCAAGAUGACCAAAAUUUAAAUCACUGAGUGAAUGAAAUAACAAGCUUGUUCUCUUUGUGGGGAGUUUGAUAUGAUUCGGAAAAAUUCGGGAUAAUUUGUUUAGUGGUAUGAACGUGAAAGAUGAAUAAAAAUAGAUAGCAAAUCUUUCGAUGUGAUAAAAUAGACAUAUUAGGAGUCGAUAAGUAUCGAAACGCUUCAUUUGUGAAAUUAAUAUUUGAAUAUAUUUAGCUAAGCUCGUUUAAAUAACAAUUUUAAAAAAAGACGAUUAGAAUACAACAAGCAUUUUUUUUGCUAUGAAUGUUUUAAAAACCAAUUUCUGAAAGAAUGCAAUAGAAGAAAUAUUAGGAUACAUUUAUGUUAAAAAUUUGAUUUGUUACUUCAUUCAAACACAGAUUCAAAACCCGUAUCAGAACCCAUACUAAUAAAAGUUUCUAUACAAAAAAUAUUAAAAUGAAAACAAAUUGAAAUAAUAAUAAUAUUUUUAAGUUUGAAAUUCAUGUUCAGAAUUUUUAUCUAAAUUCAUAUUGAUUUCUUUAAAUCAGAAAACUAAAUAUUGAAUGCCAAUGAAAUGAAAUCAAAUUUUUGAAGUCAAGAAUUUGAGAAUUAAUUAAGACUAACUAUGGAAGUAGUUUCCUUUUCUCUAACAGCUCUAAAUUUAAGAUUCACAGCUAGUUGUAUAAAAUAUUCCACAUUUUAUUACAAUUUUAUGUCCAAUUUUCAUAAAUUUAAGCUGAAAAUAUAACUUCAAAUAAAAUUCUCUAAAUACAGACAAAAUAAAAUUUUGCAAUAGAGCUUGGUUAUUUAAAGUUACAUAAAGUAAGAGCUUAAG